AUGAGCAUCAUCCAAGAUUUUCUAGGAAGGAGAUAUUUUUUUGAUGCAGAGCUGUGGGCAACAUCGGUGGAGAAAUAUGAGAAAGUUGUUUGUAGGACGUGCCGGAAACCGAUAUUGGGUGCCGCUUUUUAUUACUGGGGUAGAGACAUGUACUUUCACAUAUCAUGCCUCAAUGUACCCACAAAUCACAAAGCCCUUUUGUUACACUUCAGCCCAUGGUUGUAUGAUCCGCAUGGUCCCUUCAUCUUCACAGAAGAAGUGAAAAAUGAUGGCAAGGAGGACGUUAACGACGUUGUUUGCUUCGGCUGUGAGAAGCCAGUAUCUGGUGCCGGAUACAAAUGCUCCACCUCCCAAUGCAAUUUGGUCUUCCAUAAAUCAUGCCUUGAGCUGCCUCUCUCUAUAGAAUACCCUUUCCACCCAAACCACGUCCUUGCUCUUGUAAAGCCACCAAAAAAACAUUGUAAUGCUUGCAGUAAAAACUGCAAUGCAUACCCCUUCUACCGUUGCGAUGAGUGUGAUUUCAAUCUUGAUUUCACAUGUGCUACCCACUCGCAAAUUAAUAUAAAUACUGACAACUGCCAACACACAUUCAUCUCUCUCUCUAAGCAUUUCCAAUUCACUUGUGAAGCUUGUGGUGAGGAAGGCAAUGAGUUCGCCUCACAUUGUAGCAUUUGUCAACUCUUGGUUCACACCAAAUGUGCUGGAUUUUCACGCAUCAUCAGAAUUACAAGUCAUGAUCACUCUCUCACUCUCACUUACUCUCUUCAUCAAGUCAAAGAGCACAAUGAUAUAUUUUGUAAUCUCUGCUAUCAAAAAGUGAAGACAAAGUAUGCAGCCUAUUAUUGUAAGGAAUGCAAUUAUGUUGCCCACUUGGCAUGUGCAUUUAAAUAUGAAGAAUAUGUAGAUCUCAAGAUUAUGCGUGAGGAAUCAGAAACAAAUGUUAUGGAGGUUGAAGGGGCUAAACAGAUACAACAUUUUAGCCAUCGACAUGAUUUAAUUUUUAGCAACAAAGAGCUUGUGGAUGAUAAGUUUUGUAAUGGUUGUAAAGGACUAAUCUCCACCCCGUUUUACAGCUGUACACAAUGCGACUUCUUUCUCCACAGUAGAUGUGCUCAGCUACCAAGAAACAAGCGACAUCCACUUCAUCCACACUCACUCAACCUUUAUAUAUUUGGACAAUUCUUAUGUAAUGCUUGUCAACGUUACAGGAGUGGCUUCACCUAUAGUUGUGGAAUGUGUCGCUUCAAUUUUGACCUUCAAUGUUGUUCAAUUCCGGAAACCUUGAAACAUGAAGGUCACCAACACCCUUUCUCUCUUGCUGGUAAUUCUAAUAGAAUAUGUUCUGUUUGUAAUUUCACUUCUUACAACAAACCUUGUGUGCUUGUAUGCACGUAUUGCGAUUUCUCCUUGGGUUUCGAAUGUGCAACUCUUCCGCUCGAAGCUAGACACAAAGACGACGAUCAUCUCCUCAAGCUUACCUACAGUGCUGAAGCUCAUUGUGCAGAAUACUAUUGUCUAAUUUGCGAAAAAGAAAGAGAUCCCAAACGAUGGUUCUAUUAUUGUGCCCAAUGCGACUUCCCUGCUCAUUCCCAAUGUGUUUUAGGAAAAUAUUAA
Corylus avellana is the source of this 1614-nucleotide messenger RNA. RefSeq lists its product as uncharacterized. The record is from RefSeq and is a predicted model, not a curated record. Lineage: Eukaryota; Viridiplantae; Streptophyta; Magnoliopsida; Fagales; Betulaceae.